UAAAUCAGCAGCAGUUGGAGGAACCACUCCAACUUGUCACUCCACAAGCUUGCAGGAACCACUCGAGAUGGGAUAUGAGAACUGGAUUUUCCCAUUUACAUUUGCUAUAUUGGGAGAAUGUUUUGCAGAAGGCAGGCUUUGUGACUUACCCAGCAUAAAAAAUGGAAAUAUUGCCCCAUAUUACUAUAGUUUUAAAAACUAUUACUUUCCAAUGAAGCAAGAUGAGAAGCUUUCCUAUUUCUGUUUGCCUGGCUAUACCACAGAAAGUGGAAGUCAAAAUGGAAAGAUCAACUGCACAAUGAGAGGCUGGGCACCCGUCCCUAAAUGCUACCAGAAAUGUACCAAACCCGCCUUGGAUAAUGGUGUUUUCUCGAAUAUGAAAAUGUCCUACAAAAUCUGGGAGAGACUGCAAUACAGUUGUAAUUCAGGUUAUCAGAUUCCUGGAGGUCCCAGGGAUAAAACUAUACAGUGUCUUGAAGGUGGAUGGUCAGCUCAGCCACAGUGUACAGAAACAACAGAGACGUGCUCAGUGCCAGACCUGGCGCAUGGCCGCUACCACACAGCCCAGAGAACAUUCAGCCGGAAGGAAAAGCUCAAAUAUGAAUGUGAUGACGGAUAUCGCACGGCGGGAGGCCACACAAUGGAAGAAGCACAUUGUGAACCUCAAGGCUGGUCCCUGACUCCCAAAUGCACCAAAUUUGGAUGUUCAGCGCUGAGUCCUGUCGAACAUGGAGGCGUCGAUCCCAGCAAGGGAAGCUACGAAGAAGGAAAUGUGGUUCAGUUCUUCUGCUCGGAAGGUUAUUCAUUAAAGGGGUCAGAAUUAAUUCAGUGCUAUUACUUUGGCUGGUACCCAGAACCUCCAGUUUGUGAAGAAAGAAGAAACAAGUGUCCUCCUCCGCCUCAGCCCCCUCAUGCCAAUGUGCUAACCAAUGUGCUAAGAACGUACCGCCACGGAGACACAUUGCGUUUGGAGUGUGAGCAUCCCUUUCAAAUGGCAGGAGAUGGAGAAAUCCGAUAUGUUGGCCGGACAGGAAGCACAGAAGGUCAUCACAGCUUAGAAACUGAAGAGAGCUGCAGUUCCCUACCCAUAGUUGAAAACAGUUUUAUUUUUAAUAACAUCAACCCUUCACUGGCAAGCUACAAAACUGGUUCUGUAGUGGAAUACAGAUGUAAACCCUUCCAUCUGAUAGAAGGACCUAACACAAUUCGCUGUGUCCAAGGAAACUGGACAACCCCUCCAGUUUGUUUAGAACCAUGUAUGGUCAAUGAAGAAAACAUCGGAAAUCGCAACGUAGAAAUGAAAUGGAACCUGGAAGAAGAAUUAUAUUUCCUACAUGGAGACAUUAUUGAAUUGGUGUGCAAGCCAGGAUACGUUUUGCCACCAUCGAUUGGCGAUGCUCAGAUGGUGGCGCAGUGCAAUCGGGGAGAAUUAAAAUAUCCCACAUGUGUUUCAAACGACCCAAAUGAAAGCUGUGGCUCUCCACCUUCCAUAAAAAAUGGAGUCGUCAUGGGUUUGUUGACAGCGGACUAUGCUCAUGGUUCAUCAGUAGAGUAUAGUUGCCAUGAAUACCAUUUUUUGCAAGGUUCUAGGAAAGUGUCCUGUUCCAUGGGUCAUUGGACUACCCCACCAAUUUGCAUAGAGCCGUGCACCUUAUCAGCAGAAGAGAUGGCAAAGAAUCACUUGGAUCUAAGAUGGAGUUUUGACAAUCGACCAUAUUUCCUCCAUGGAGAAUUUGUUGAGUUUAUGUGCAAAGCGUACUACUUCGGCUCACCUUCAAGUUCAGCAUCUGAUUUUAGAGCACAGUGUCAGAAUGGAGAACUGUUGUAUCCACAAUGUGUACGGAUUAGGGGGUAAGCAAUUGAUGCCGCAAUUGUGUAAUGCUGCCUUGGGAGUAAGCCCCCACCAAACUCUGUGAAACUUACUUUUGAGUACACCUACUUAGGAUUGUACGAUAAACUACCUGUGUAGCAAGGAGGAAAUUCAUUCAUGCAUAUUUCAAACUUAUUAUACCAUGAAGUAUUAUUUGGAAAAGUAUAUUUGGAAAGUGUAUGUUAGCUUAGAAACCUUGUGCUUGAAGUGCUAGAUCUUCAUUUGUAGAAAGGAUUCAACUUGGGGAUUCAUUCAAGACAUACAAUCUUUCAAGUGCCUAACUUGAGUGCUAUCUGUGAGGAUGGAAUUGCUGCUUAUAGAUUUUCCCUAGCCAUUUUUUCUUAAGGGUUAGUGGAGCAAAAUGGCUCUCCCUGUUGCAUCUUUAUGCCUCAAAUCGAGUUUCGUUGGUAAUAGCUGUUGUUGUUUACCAUGUCUCUAUUUUGAGUGACUUCAGGGUAUUUUGAUUUGGGUUUUUU
This is a messenger RNA of Zootoca vivipara (common lizard), 2346 nucleotides long. Lineage: Eukaryota; Metazoa; Chordata; Lepidosauria; Squamata; Lacertidae. The record is from RefSeq and is a predicted model, not a curated record.